AUGGCGAUACAAGAUUUUCCCACUCUGAGUUCACUCGAUUCUGGAUUCGCUAACAAUUGGUUUCUCAAAUAUCCGGCGUCGCAAUUUCACGGUGGUGAGUCUCGAUUCCUCCCUCUCACCUCUUCUCAUACCAGGCGUCUAUGUCUUCCAUUGGGAAGUAACUUUUGCAGAAAGUUGCAGAGUUGGUACCAAGACAUCCGGAGAGAGUGA
Microthlaspi erraticum is the source of this 210-nucleotide messenger RNA. The record is from the annotation of a GenBank genome assembly. Lineage: Eukaryota; Viridiplantae; Streptophyta; Magnoliopsida; Brassicales; Brassicaceae.